Oncorhynchus keta (chum salmon) is the source of this 3188-nucleotide messenger RNA. RefSeq names its product G protein-coupled receptor, class C, group 5, member Ba (gene gprc5ba). Gene Ontology annotation, biological process: G protein-coupled receptor signaling pathway. Gene Ontology annotation, cellular component: plasma membrane; intracellular membrane-bounded organelle; extracellular exosome. The record is from RefSeq and is a predicted model, not a curated record. Gene Ontology annotation, molecular function: G protein-coupled receptor activity; protein kinase binding; protein kinase activator activity. Bases 132 to 1328 code for a protein of 398 amino acids. The transcript has 5 exons. Lineage: Eukaryota; Metazoa; Chordata; Actinopteri; Salmoniformes; Salmonidae.
ACGAUAGGGAGGGAGGGAGGGAGGGAGAGUGUUUGGGUAGUUGUCUCUGUCAGUACUCUGUGUACCAUCUCCAGCCUGUCAGACAGUCGCCCUACACAGAGUGGAAGCCAUCUGUGCCAGAUUGAGUGAAGAUGGCGUUCUUCCCUGUCCUCCUCCUCCUCUCCGUGGUCCAGCGUGGUUCCUCCCAGGACCCUGAUGAGGACUCGUUGGCAGUGCCCCGGGGGUGUGGCUGGGGCCUGGUGCGCCCCUACACCCUCCUCUGCGACCUGGACUCUGUUUGGGGCGUGGCGGUCGAAUCUGCAGCGGCCGGCGGCGCCCUGGCUGCCAUUAUACUGGGCCUGAUCAUCCUCUGCCGACUACACCACGUGAGCGAGGCGGAGAAGCGCAGCGGCGUGGGACCCAUUCUCCUCCUGCUCCUGGGCAUCCUGGGCCUGUUCGGCCUCAGUUUCGCCUACCUCAUUGAGCGUGACGAACAGCUGUGUCUUCUGCGCCGUGCCCUCUGGGGACUGCUCUUCGCCCUGUGCUUCUCCUGCCUGCUGGUGCAGGGUGUGCGGCUCCGGAGGUUGGGCAGCGAGCGCCGGAGCCCGGGGGGCUGUACUCUGACCGGCCUGGCCCUGGGGCUGAGCGCCGUCCAGGGGAUCAUCGCCGCCGAGUGGCUCCUGCUCACGGUGCUCAGGGAGGGCAGAGCGGCCUGCCAGUACCUGCCUCUGGACUUCUCCUUAGCCUGUAGCUAUGUGCUUGCGCUACUGCUAGCCGCGCUGGGGGCGGCCUCCUUCGCUCUCUGUGGGAAGACCCGGCAGUGGCGCUGUAACGCGGUCUGGCUCCUCUCCGCCUGUCUGUUGUCCCUCCUCCUCUGGGUUGCCUGGGUGGGCUUCUAUCUCUACGGUAACGCCUGGCUGGGGCGGUCCCCGGACUGGGAUGAUCCAGCAUUGGCAAUAGCACUGGUGGCACAGGGUUGGCUCCUCCUCCUGUUCCACGCCGUGCCCGAGGCACACUCCUGUCUCUGCUCCCCGCCACAACCCUCCGCCCCUGACUAUUUUGACACGUCCCAGGCCCCGUCCCGCAUGAGGGAGACCAGCUUCGACGAGGACAUCCCCCUCUCACACAGGCAGUUUCCGGAGAACCAGGGCUACGGCUUUGACGAAAACACUGCAGGUCUGAGGAGUGCAGGUCAUCAUAAUGGUAACACAGCGCCCAGACCCAGUGCCCCCUUCCGCAGCAACGUGUACCAGCCCACUGAGAUGACCAUGAUCCUGAAUGGGGGAGCGGUGAGUUCUCAUAUUGUCCCCUCCGCACCCCCGACCUAUACGGGGCGGCAGCUGUGGUGAAGGACAGAGAUGAAGAAGAAGAGGAAGGAAGAAUGGGGUGAUGAAGAAGGGAUGAAGGGUCCUUGGACAGAGGAAUAACCCAGAGAGGAUAACUAUAACAUGGACACCACCCCCCCAGAUCUCUAUGUGCGUAUGGGGACAGACAGUUAAACAGAUGACUUACUGAGGGCUUACACACACCACCCACCCUGUGUUAAUCAAAUACACCAACCAACCACUGAAUGAGUGUGACUGAGGGGGAGAGCAGGUAUGCAGGACAGAUCAAAACAUUACAGGUAGUUUUGAAGUUAAAUCAGUGUAGGAGAUAUUCAACUUAAAAACAACCCUAUUUUGGUUGCAAAUGCUGUGGAGACCAUUUUCAUCUGGGAGAUGUGAGGUUUGAAAUGUUGACUGUCAGGUUUCUUUUGUAUGAGUCAAGUUUACUCCCACGAGACUACUAAGCCACUGUAUAACUUCUGAAAAACUGUGAAACCUCUCUCCCUUUUGAGAUAUUUGCUCUGUUUUUGUUGUUUAUUUUGGGAGAAACUCUUCUAAAGCAGAAUGUUUUGCUCUGUCCUCCAUCCUCCUGUAGAUACGAUACCUUACAGCCCUGUACCUCACCACAGCCCAUCACACAAUAGAAUAACACACGGACAAGUAUGGCUUAAACUCCAACCUCUCUAGCCAGUGUGUGCCUACAGGUAACUGCCAAAAUACAGGAAACACCAACAUAAAGUGUCUUAAUAGGGUGUUGGGCCACCAUGAGAACAGCUUCACUGCACCUUGACAUAGAUUCUACAAGUGUCUGGAACUCUGUUGGAGGCAGGCGACACCAUUCUUCCAUGACAAAUUCCAACAUUUGUUCUUUUGUUGAUGGUGGUGGAAACACUGCCUCGGGCAUCUCUCCAGAAUCUCAUAUGGUUUACAUCGUUUUCAUGCCCAUCAAACCAUUCAGUGACCACUCGUGCCCUGUGGAUGGGGGAAUUAUCAUCCUUAGGGGGGAUAGUUAUGGUAGCCAAAAUAAUUGCCUGCUCAGCAUUUUUAUACCUGACUCAAAGAAUGAUGGGAUGUUAAUUGCUUAAUUAACUCAGGAACCACACCUGUGUAGAAGCACCUGCUUUCAAUAUCUAAUUUUAGGGAUGGGCAUUUGAAAUAAUUUCACUAUUCGAAUAAUAUCAUGAUUUUUUGUGGGGGAUAUCUGGAUAGUCGAGUUGUUUAAACUUGGGAAUUAGAUUGCUGUGCAGCCUGUGCUACUUGCGUCCCGCUUGCUUGUGUGUGUGAUUGGCAGGUACCAGUGAGUUUUACGAGAGAGAGAAAGAGAGAAAGAGAGAGAGAGAGAGAGUAGCCAUACAGACUAAUUAAAGAAAUUUGUAGAUUCCAUAGGUUAUCCAUCAUCCCAUCUGGUAGUGCCUGUCUUGUAUGCUUCAAAUAAAUCUAAAGAAGCUAGCUAUGUUAGCCAGCUAUAUUAGCCAGCUAGCUAGCUACCUAGGCUAAAAGUACUUAAGGUUAUUUUGCUGUGCUUCCCGUCCUUGUCUACAACAACUCCAUUCAGAUUAAACAACAGCUUACCUGAUGGUUUCUGGUAGUUGUAGCCUACUCCUUCUCAUUUAACUAACUUCAUUCUGUCAUUUUAAUUCCAUUUGGCAUUGAUUAGAGAUCUCCCACGUUGCUUACUACACAUGGAGCCACUGAGUGUAGACGGUGCCACUUUGAUUGGCCGACAAUAACACACACGUGAAACCCGUGUAGGCUACUAUGGUAUGUACUUUAUGUCAUAAAAACUACAUUCAAAAGAUAGUUUUAUUGAAUUAAAAAUGUCAAAUGUCAUGGCAUAUCCUUGUGUGUAGUAUUGUCUCAUAAAUAAUUAAAUUUAGACAAAUC